Messenger RNA from Paramecium pentaurelia, 4467 nucleotides. The record is from the annotation of a GenBank genome assembly. Lineage: Eukaryota; Ciliophora; Oligohymenophorea; Peniculida; Parameciidae.
AUGGACACCAAUACAAUUCAAAGUCUUUACAUCCCUGAUCCUGAAGAAAGUAUCUUUAAUGAAUCUAUCUUUAGAAAUUGUCUACAAGAAUGUCCGUAAACCUAAUUUACCUGCUACGGCCGAUAUUGCAUACUGUGAAAUUAGAAUUGCUGAGCUCAUGGCUGAAGUUGAAGCUUAAAAGGAGCAUUCUUUCAAAAUCCAGUAAUAAUUAGAUCUCUAUGUUACAUACGAAUAAUCAGUAUAUAUCCAUUUUUCAUUUAAGCUCAUAUAAUAUGAAUCUAAAAACUCAAUAUUGUAAGAAGAAAACAAACAAUUAAGUUAAUUGCUUUAAGUAAAAUCAAGGGAUUUAGAACAAGCUUAAUUAAAAAUCUUAGAAUUGGAAUAAUAAAUAGAUGUGUUAAGGGAAGUGGACCAAGAAUUACAAAGAAAUAUCUAGCUAUUACUCUUCAAAGAUAGAGAGAUACAAGAAGUAAAACUUAAUUCAAUAAAUAUAGUUGAAUAACAAAUACAAUUCAUUAGAAUAGUUCUUAUAAUAAAAUAAGAAUUGGGAGUUAAUUAACUAAGACUUAAGGAAUUAAAUAAUCAAUUGGAAACAUGAUGUUGAACUUUGGAAAGAUAGAUUCACAAAAUCUGAAAAUGAGAGAAAACGACUAUUAGAAUUACGAGAAGAAGGAUUAAAGAAAUAUGAUUUAAUAGAGAAUAUAGACACUUAACCACAUUCUCCAUAAGUUGAAUUGAAUGAAUAAUAGACAGAAAAGUAAAAGAUAGAGAAGAGUCCUGAAAAUCAUUCUUAAUUACUUUAAUAAACAUAAGUUAAUUUAUUUGAAAAGGAACAUUAAAAUAAUUUAUUAAACAAUGAAUUAAAUGGUUUGAGAUAAUAAUAAUUGGAAUUUUAGAAACGAUUAAGUGAAUUGACAAAUUAAAUAGGAAAAUUAGAUGAGAAAGAUAAAGAAAUAGCUAGAUUAAAUGGAUUAUUAUAAGAGAAACCAAAGAUAUAAAUUGUAAGAGAGGAGAAGAUUGUAACAUUAGAAAACACAUAAUUAGAUGAAGAGAAAAUAAGACUUUAAGGUUUAUUGGAUGAAUCAAAUAUUCGUUUAGAAAACUCUUUUAAUGAUAUUGAAUAAUUGAAUAGUAGAAUACAAACUUUAGAGGAUGUGAAUUAAAAAGUAUUAAAUUAUUAUAUAAUAAUAGUUACAAAGAGAUAAUAGGUAAAUUUAAAGAUUAUAGGAACAAAUAGAUUUAUUAAUUAUUGAUAAAUAGAACUUAUAGGCUUCAAUUGUAUAAAAAGAUAAAGUUUUAAAUGAAACUCUUGCUCUAUUAAGAUAAAAAACAAUUUAAAUUUAAGAGUAUUAUGCAGUUGAAUAGGAAUUAAAUAUUGCAAAUGAAAAAAUAAAUUCAUUACUUAAAGAUUUAGAAGAUUAUAGAAGAUAAUUAGGAGAAUUAGAAUAAUUAGCAUAAUAAGUUAAAAAGUAAGAGCAUAUUUGUUAAGAGAAAGAUAAAGUAGUUAAGGAAUAACUCUUACAAAUAUAAUAAUUAAAAUAAAAUAGAAAUGAAUUAUAAAAUGAAUUAAAUGAUAGUAAGAUUAGAAUUAAUUUAUUAACAAAAUAUGAAUCAAGAGUGAAAUCAUAAUAAAAUACAAUAUAAUCACUUAGAUAAGAACUUUAAGAUACAUUAGCUGGAUCUGAAUAAUGGAGAGAAAAAUAUAAUUAAAAUUGUUCUGAAAUUAGUAGAUUAUAGAGAUUGUUAGAUGUUUCAUAAUAAAGAAUUAUUAAACUAUAAGAAGAAUUGAAAAAUUUCAAUAAUAACUUUGAAUUGGGAUAAAUAAAGAUUGAAGGAGUACCUAUAAUUAAGAGAAUUGAAAAAGUUACAAUUUAAGACAAUAAUUAGAUUGAAAAAUUAUAAAAUUAAUUAAUAUCUUCAGAAUUAACAAAUGAAUCAUUAAUUAGAAAUAGAUAGUCUGAAAUAUAAAGUACUUAAAGAGAGUUAGAUGCCUUAAAUUAACUAUUAUAAUAGAAACGAUAAGAAUCUGAAUUAUGGAAAAACAAAUAUUUAACAUCAGAAUAAUAAAAUACAUAAUUGUAGAAUAUUAAUGAUAAGUAUAAAUAAUUAGUACUGAGAUGUGAAGGAUAAAAAGCAACAAUAUAAUAAUUAGAAUCAAAAUGUUUAGAAUAAGGAUAAGAAAUUGAAUAAUAAAGAUCCAAGAUAUUUUCUUUGAGUAUUGAAGUUCAUCAAAUUGAUGGUUAUAAGAUUGAAAAAGAAUAAUAAAAGGAGAAGGCUCUUCAAUUAUAUUAGGAAUUGAUUCUUUCAUAAUCAAGAGUAGCUAGAUUAAUUGGAACUAUUAAUGAAUUAUAAAGAUAAUAAAAUAUUAAGUCAUAAAAUCAAUAAGGAAAAUUAGUAUAAUAAAAAUCAGAUACUGUAGAAAAGAUGAGAUAGAAGAUUGUUGAACUUGAAAUGGAAAUAGAUGAUACUAAAGAUGAUUAGAUUAGUGAAUUAGAAUAAAGAAUAUAGAUUUUAGAAUCUGAAUUAAAAAAAUAAUUGGAUAUUAAUGGAUAAUUAGUUAAGGAUCUUUAAAAUGUGGAUAGAAAGAAAUAAGAUAUUCUUAGUGAGUUGCAAUCUCUUUAGACAAGUGAAUCAGAUACAAAUUAAUUAAGAAUAGCUUUUAAUAAGAAGAUUAAGGAAUGUGAAUAAUUAAAGACAGAUUUAGAUAAAAUUCAAAUUGUUAUAUAGUCUUAUGAAUAAUAGAUAGAAAAAUCAAGAGAAUUGGAUGCUAAUUAGAAGAAUGAAUUAUAAAGAUUGAAGAUAUUUAAUAAUAAUUUAAACAAGUAAAUUGCAUCUUUAUUAUUGCAUUUGAAUUCUUUAGAAUUAACUAUAAAUACAUAAAGACAUAAAUUAGAUGCAUAUCCUGAAUUUGAGGAAAGAAUUAAUGAUUAAAUAGCUAAAAUAAAUUCAUUAGAAAAAUAGAAUGAUGAAUUAAAAUUAUAAAAUGAUAUUCUUAAUGCUUAAAUAACUUAAUUAGAAUAGAAUAUAAUUAAAUUGUAACCAUUAGAAUAAUAAGUAACACUACUUAAAGAAAUUAUAAAUAAUGAUAAUAGAGAUAUUGGUUUAUGGUAAACAAGAUUUUAAGAUUUGGAAAAUGAAAGAGCAUAAUAAAAUGAAGAUUAUAGAAAGAAAAUAGAUUAAUAUAAAAUAGAAUUAAAGGAUUAAUAAAAUUUAGAAAUGAUUAUUAAACAAUAAUAAAAUGAUAUUGAAGAUCUUUCAUAAAAUAAUUAAAAGUUAGUAUCAAAUAUAAGGGAAUUAUAAACAUAAUAAGAUAAAUUAUUAAGAGAUUUAGAUAAUAAAGAUAUUGAAAUAAAGAGAUUAUAAUAAAUAGAAUAAGAAUUCAGAAAGUUAUAAGAUUUAUUCAAUUAAGAAAUUGAGAAAUAUUAAGAUUUAAGUGAUAAAUAUUAAUAAUUGUAAAAUCAGUAUGAUUAAACAAGAAGAGAGUAAGAGAAAUUAGAAAAUAAAUGUGCAAUGAUGUCUAGUGAAAUUGAAAGAUUAAAAGUAAUGUUAAAAAAUAAGAAUUAAGAAUUAGAAUUAAAUAGAUAAUAAAUUCAUUAAACUGAAUAAUUAAUUGAUUAAUUAUAACCAUUAACAGUCGAAAAUAAACGAUUGUUUGAAUAGAUAUAAAAAUAGAUUUAAUAAAUAGAAGAAUUAAAAUAAUAAAUAAUGUUAUUAUAAAGAUAAUUAGAUGAUAAGAAAAAACAAUUAGAAUAAUAAUAAAUUAAUGAGGAAUAAUAAUAAGAAGAAAUUAAUAGAUUAUUAAAUGUAUUAAGAAGUAAAGAAGAUGACAUUCAUUAAUUUAGAUAAGUUACAAAGUAAUAUGAAAUUCAAUUAAAGGAUAAUAAGAAAGAGGAUGAUUAAUGGAAUGAUUUGUAAAAUGAAUUAAAUAAAUUAACAUAACAUGUUAAUUAUUUGAAUGAAAUUAUUGGUUAGAAAAAUAUAGAAUUAGAGAACAUGUAAAAACAAAAUACUUAAUAUUAAUUACAAUUAUUAGAAAAUGAAAAAUUAGAUUAUAAGAUAUUAGAAAAGACAGUUGAAGCAAGAGAAAAAGAAGUUGAAGAUUGGAGAAGAAGAUUUUAAAAAUUGACUUAAGAUUAAGAAAAAUUGUAUAAUGAAAAAUUAGAAUCAAAUAAUAAAUUAGCUGGUUAAGAAUUGGAAAUAGAAAGAUGGAAGAGAAAAGUUACAUCAAAUGAAAGUGAAUUGAAUUUACUUAGAAAUAUUAUCAGUUAAUUAAAUGUUGAAAUAGAACGUUUAAGUAAGAGUAGUGAAGAUCUAUUACAAGUAAUAAUUAUACUAUUUCUAGGAUAAUGAAGGUUGGAGAGAAAAGUAUUCAAAGCUAUAGUAAUAGAUUCCAUCCAUGUUAGAGUUGAUACCACCAAUUACUCCUGGAAACAGUUUUAGAAUAUCAGAUAAACCAUAAUAAUGAGU